Cherax quadricarinatus is the source of this 5394-nucleotide messenger RNA. The record is from RefSeq and is a predicted model, not a curated record. NCBI's taxonomy places the organism in Eukaryota, Metazoa, Arthropoda, Malacostraca, Decapoda, Parastacidae.
CGGCACAACCUCUCAGCGGCCUUUAAAAUAACAACACGAUGAAGAAAGUCUCUCUGGCCACCACUUGUUGUGCUGUUUCUCCUCUCUAACAGAGGUCAUCAUCUCAGCAGAAGAAUUAUGCUUACAUUGACAGCACUUAGUAUAAUGAAAGUUAUGUAAGUGGCAGAAAUACUUCAGAAAUAGUGUAAGCAAUGUUGACCACAUUGUCAUCAAUACAUUGUAAAUAUCUGCACUUGUAUCAUGCAACCACAUCAUUAUUCUGACAUUUACAUCCACACUCAGUGUCUGCUGGAUAUAAGUGUCUGCUGGAUAUAAGUUCAAUUACAGAAAUAAUGCUGUUCUUAUAUUAAUGUAGUAUUGUACGUGCACCGUCAACAUCUAUCACACACUAAAAUUUAUUACCAUUAUAAAGCUUCAUAGCUUUUUAUAUAAAUAUUUUAUUAGUUGCUUUAUUGUGAGACCGAAGUAUUGAGUCUUUAUAAAGUGUUAAUUUAUUCUCUACAAAUAUUUAACAAUAUAACUUUCAAAAAUCUGUUAACUUUGUAACCACUACAGUAGUUAUUAACAUAUUCAGUUUCCUGUGUUAUUUUAUGUAGCUAAUGUUGCUGAAUUUAAUACUCACAACUACAUAGGAAUUUUAUUUCUUGGCUCUGGCUAUGAUUUUAUAAUACAUCUGUAUUACUUUAUUACCAUUAUUGACUGUGACCAAGAUAUUACAUCAUCUGUAUUAUUUUAUUGCCAUUGCUGACUGUAAUACAUCUGUAUUACUGUCUAUUUCAGGUAUUUAAUCUUCACACAGUCCCUCCAUUUUACUGUAGUCUGAUAGAUACCUUCAUGAACUUAUUAAAGACUAGAAAAGUGUUUUUUUUUUAUUCUGAAUAUAUUUCAGUAUAGUCUUUUACUGUCAUUUUAUUAAUAUGUUUGCCUGUCUCUUAUGUAUUUUAUUUUUAAAUGUGUACACUCAUGUUGAUGUUGUGUGUUGUUGUUAAUCAUAAUUGAAACUAUUAUUUGAGCCAAUAUUCUGUUGAUUAUUUGGUGUUUAUACUAGAAAGUUGAAAAAUCACAAAUCUAAUUUAGAAAUAAUUUCAUUGAAUUAUUUAUAGACAUGUGCCACUACAUUAUCCUUGACCAGAUGUGAUUUGAACUUGCAUCAAGUGUAUGCACACAAGUAGUUUUUAUGCUCUCACGCUCAAUAUAUGUUAGGAAAUAAUUUUAAAGAUUAGAUAAACUACCUUAUUAUAUGGCAAACAAGACACUCCAUUGUUAAGGAUGCCCCAUCCCCAAUUUUGACUGGAUAAAUUUUGGAAAAAAGGUCAGAGUAUCCAUGGUAAAAAUGCACUAAAUUUUCGUAAAACAGCGCCAGUAUACAGAUGACUAUUGUAGAUCUGCUGAAUCCCAAUCCUGAGCUUAUAAGGUUCUUUCAUCCAGAACUGUCAGCAAAAUGUUCUUUGAAGAGUUAACUUAAAUGAUCAUCAACUCAUAUUCAGCAGUGAACAAAGCUGUAUUUCCCUCUGUUCUUACAGCACUGCUUAGUGUUUCAAAUUAAUAAGUUUUUUUAGUUACAGGUACACAUAAAUACAUUUACACAAAUUAUCAUACAUAGUAACAUGUGUAAGUUACAUAGAUAACCCCAAAAAGCUAAACAAGUGGCUUAUUUUAUUUGGGGUCCUUAAUUUCCAUUGGGGUCCUUGAUUUUCAUUGGUGCCCAUGAUUUCCAUGGAGUCCAUGAUAUCCAUUGAGUAUUUUUCUUAUCUAUUGUUUGUCUUUGUAUCCUGAAUGGCUGUUUAGUUUUCUUGUGCUUGGCAGUAUUUUUGUGUUUUGAACUGUCACUCAGCUUAGCUGCAUUUGAACAUUUGAACAUUUGAAUAUUUUCAAGACACUACCACUCCUAUGAGCUGUGUUUAAUACAUGAUUUGGACCUGACUGGAUGUGUUCUCUUUCUACUCACUGAGUCAGUGUCUCGAUACAUGCAAGUAGAUGUAUCAGUGGCUGGGACUUCUUAUUGAUUUGUGAUGGUUUUUUCCUGUUUUUUAAAAAUAGUUCAUGUUUAUGUCUUUAUGUUUAUUCAUUUUACUAUUUAAGUGUGCAUUUAUUCUGCAACAUGACCAAAACAAACCUACAGUGUGCAAUUGGGGGCUUUUGUGUAUACUACUGUAUGAAGCCCUUUUAACAUACCACAAUUUUAUUCUUGCUUUUUAUGUUUGGUAAUGUUCCCUCAGUAUCAGGAUCGUUUGAGGUGAGUAAAAAUAUUACCAGUUGGUUUGAUGGUAAACAGGCACAUUAGCCUACUGAUACUACCAUAGUCCAACUGACUUCAUCACCUGGUAUAACUUAGCCUACCACUGCUAAGCACCAUCAGAUUUUUAUGAUUAAUGAUUAUUUUCAUUAUUCUAUACAAAAUAGUUUACUUGAUUCAUAAUUGGAUCAUAAACAGGAGCUUAGAUUACUGUCUAGUAUCAAAAUACAUCUCUAGGCAUAGGUUGAGGCCUAUGACCAACUUAACCUUUGGCCUCCAAGAUGCUGGGUAAUUUUUCUAGACUUUUUCCGGGAAAAAAUAGUAUCUUCGAUGCCGUAAAAUACAGUAUAUAUAUAUACAUAUUUAAUUUGCUUUGAUUUUAUUUUUACUCAUAGAAAACGUGUUCCUAAAUGUAAAAUAGAAACAAUAAUGAGAUAAGUUGUCAAUGUGUCUCCAUGAUCUUUCUCACAAAUAUUCUUUAGUUUAAAAUUUCAAAAUACACAUCAUACAGUUUUAUGUCAUUAUUGGCAGUGUCACACAGAUCUACACUUUAAGGAAAGUGCCUUUACAUAGGCUAUAUAGGCUGUUCGUGGUAAAUUUUAGCCUAAACCGGAAUAUCUGUACAGUGAGUUUGUGCAAUAAAAAAAAAAACUUGUCCUAUGCAGUGUAUGAUGGAGGAAAGUAAACCUCUGACUCUGUUUGGUUUAUAAGAGCAACUUUGUUGUGAAUUUCUAGGGUUGUUUUAAUGGUUUUAUUGGUUGUUUCUUGUGUUAAUCAAUAGACUGGAAGACUUACUAGUGAAACAGAUGAUUUUGGUUGGUUUGAAAUAGGGCUCAAAGUGGCAAAAAUAUUUUAUUUUUGGCAAUUUUCUUAAGGAACAUUAAAACCCUCUCUAGCUUCUCCCAUCCCAGCCCCCCCUGUCUGUUUUAUAGAUUUUCACAAGGUCUCCUUCAGUUAUUGAGAUGGCCUAAAGUGUAUCUAGUCAUUUCUGGUUAUAUUUUCCAAUGAAAAAAAUAAGAUGGAAUAUAGGAGAAGGGUAGAGACAUAAUUAAUGAACUGAGGCAAGGAUUAUUUAGUGGCUGGAAUUCUUAAAGUAAUCUUCUCCAUCAUCACUACCUGUUUUCUUCUUUUAUUAUUGUUCAUUAACCAUCAUCAAUAGUCUGUACUCAAAUAUUAUCACAGUACUCUAUUAUUGUUUAUUCUCAUCAUUAUUUCUCUCUCCUCAUCCUCCAGUAAAACUCUUCUACCUAGCAUUAUCACUGCAUUACCCUCAGUAUUCUUAUAUAUGUAUAUGUUGUAGAGGCAGUCUUUAUUGACCUGGAGAAGGUCUAUGAUACAUACUUUGCUGUGUUAGGACUGCAGGGUUGUCACUUCUGGUUUCUCCCACAAUUUCUGUCUAACAGAUUGAGCUGCUUGUGAAAGCUACCAGGAGUAUAUUUUGGAUUGUUUUUAAAUUAUAAUUUGUUGAAUGUGUAAAAUUAGUCCUCUGCUCAAUCAAUAGAAUAAAAGGUAUUCUACUGGCUAGGAACUGGGUCAGAUUAAGCAGUGAGAGGCUAAAAUAGGGUGUAAAAUAGGCAAAGUUGCUGAUGAAUAAAUUGUCCCUUAAAAAUUCCCUAAGUUUUCAUCAAAUUUUGAAUUUGUGGUGUCAUAACCAUCGGAAAAAGAUACCUUACAAUUUGAAAAAUUUAUUCUGUCAGUACUUCUAAUUUUGAGGGUCACAACAGUGAAGGAGUUGAGUGCCUAAAAGACUUUUCCAACAAAAAAUAAGAUGCAGUACACGAGUGUUCCUUCAAGGAAACAAACACAUCAGUGUUCAGAAUGUCUAAAAGACUUUAAAUGGAGAUCACAUCUAAUACAGCACAUGAGAGUUCACACAAAAGAAAAACCAUAUCAGUGUUCAGAAUGUCUAAAAGACUUUUCACAGAGAUCAACCUUAAUACAACACAUGAGAGUUCAUACACAAGAAAAACCACAUCAGUGUUCAGAAUGUCUAAAAGACUUUUCAUAUAGAUCAGCCUUAAUACAGCACAUGAGAGUUCAUACAAAAGAAAAGCCAUAUCAAUGUUCAGAAUGUCUGAAAGACUUUUCAGUGAGAUCAAAUCUAAUAACACACAUGAGAGUUCAUACACAAGAGAAACCAUAUCAGUGUUCAGAAUGUCUAAAAGGCUUUUCACGGAGAUCACAUUUAAUAAUACACAUGAGAGUUCAUUCACAAGAAAAACCAUAUAAAUGUUCAGAGUGUUUAAAAAACUUUACACAGAGAUCAACCCUAAUACAACACAUGAGAGUUCAUACAAAAGAAAAUCCAUAUCAGUGUUCAGAAUGUCUAAAGGACUUUAAACAAAGAUCAACCUUCGUACGACAUAUGAGAGUUCAUAAACAAGAAAAUGCAUAUCAGUGUUCAGAAUGUCUAAAAGACUUUUCACAGAGAUCAACCUUAACACAACACAUGAUAGAUCAUGCACAAAAUAAGCCGCAUCAGUGUUCUGAGUGUCUAAAACACUUUUCACUGAAAUCAACUCUAACACAACACAUGAGAGUUCAUGCACAGGAACACCAUAUCAGUGUUCAGAAUGACAAACAAGAGAAUUCCUAAUAAGGAGGGUUACCUUUAUGCUGGUAAUGAGCUCUUAAUCCAAGGAAUUAGAGUUCCCCCUCACCUUCCUUGGAUUAAGUGUUGUUAUCGUCUAUCCCUCGCAUAUUCUAGGUGCACAUGACUAAUACUGUUUUAACACUUGCUGUUGAAUAAUAAUAAUUAUGAGGGAAACUAAUAUAUUUUUUAUUUUUACUUUCAUUAUUAUUGUAUUUUUUGGAUCAAAGUACAAUAACUCACAUUUUCUAGGCACUGUUUGACCCUUACAGGUUUAGCAUGUCAUCAAAAAUGAAAUAAUUAUUUUGGCUUCUUGGUUUAAUGUUAUCGCUUUCACCUGGAAGGUAAUAUAUUCUCCACAGACCAUUUUAUGAAUCUUUACAGGAACUUAAAAUGUUAUUGUCAGUGUCUUUGUAUGUUAAGGUGACAUGUUCCACCCAUUCAUGUUAUUAAAUGAUUUUGCCUCAUCUGACAUGCUUACGUUUCUUGUAUGUACUUAAUUUCGCCUCAUCUGACAUGCUUACAUUUCUCGUAUGUACUUAAUUUAAUAUAGAAGUCUUAUAAAUUA